Molecule: messenger RNA, 962 nt
Organism: Nicotiana tabacum (common tobacco)
Lineage: Eukaryota; Viridiplantae; Streptophyta; Magnoliopsida; Solanales; Solanaceae
Product: ubiquitin-ribosomal protein eL40 fusion protein
Biological process (GO): translation
Cellular component (GO): ribosome
Molecular function (GO): protein binding; structural constituent of ribosome
Source: RefSeq, a predicted model, not a curated record
AACCCUAAACGGCAUCGGUAUAAGCUCUCUGGUAACAGGAGAGGGGACGAAGUGCAAAUAGCAAAGCGAACCAAAGAUGCAGAUCUUCGUGAAAACCUUAACAGGGAAGACCAUAACCCUAGAGGUCGAAUCGAGUGACACCAUUGACAAUGUCAAGGCUAAGAUUCAGGAUAAGGAGGGGAUUCCACCGGACCAGCAACGUCUGAUAUUUGCUGGUAAGCAGCUUGAAGAUGGCCGUACGCUUGCAGAUUAUAAUAUCCAAAAAGAGUCCACUUUGCAUCUUGUGCUGAGGCUUCGAGUUGGGAUUAUUGAGCCGUCUCUUAUGGCUUUGGCCCGGAAGUACAACCAGGAUAAGAUGAUCUGCCGCAAAUUCGAGGCGUUUGGAGACCAAUUCACGAGGAAAGGGCAUUGCAGAAUAACAAUUUCGCGGUUUGAGACAAUUCAGAAAUGGAGUUGCUCAUAUUGAAUAGCUGCUUCAUAUGGACUUCAAUAUAGAAGAAUGGACUUUGAAGAAUUCUACAACGAGAUUAUGUAUCGAAGAGCUUGUAUCUCUGCGUAAUCUUGAAGCCUGUGUUGCGGAGGACUAGAAGGGUCUAGUAUAUUAUGCUUUCAGACAUGCGGUCAUUUGAUGUUCAAAAGGCUCUCCAUAUCUAAUAUUCAAAAGGCUUUUCAUGUUAGGAAUGCUGACCAUCUCAAGAACUGGAGCAUCUACAAGUAUUCAAAACUUUUGUCUUUUUUACCUUAAAAUUAUUUUCCUACUUCACACGUGACUUGGAAGUGUAAAGCAGUGAAAUUAAUAACAAUGUUUCAUAUUUCAUUAGUAUGUCAAUCUUCUGUUAUUGGUCAGACUCAGAGGAACUAGUUAUUCCAUUAUAUCACAAACGCAUUGGCGUCGGGAUUCAAAUUUGUGUCUACAGUUAUAUUAUUGCUUAAUUUACAACUAUAUUCUUCUUCAGGCACAA